Molecule: messenger RNA, 1942 nt
Organism: Humulus lupulus (European hop)
Lineage: Eukaryota; Viridiplantae; Streptophyta; Magnoliopsida; Rosales; Cannabaceae
Exons: 2
Coding region: 1301-1762 (153 amino acids)
Source: RefSeq, a predicted model, not a curated record
GAUAAAUCAUUAGAGGGGGAAGCACUCUAGUGAUAAAUCAUUGUUAGGAGUUAAAAGUUUAUGUUGUAUUACUUCUGUUUUACAGUUGGUUUGUAACGGUUUCUAUUAGCUUUCUCUUGGUUGUUUUGUUUCUCUUAAGUGGUAUAUAAACUCUAUUGUAAGCUUUUCAGAAGGUAAUGCAAACAUAUUAUUCACUGUUCAAUUCUCAUACAUGGUAUUAGAGACGUAAGAUCCUUUGGGUAUUCUCUGUUCAAUUUUUCUUCCAUUCGUUUCUUCGCAAUCGUUCAUGGCAUCCUCAAUUCCAUCGGGUGUUCUUGGAUCUUCUCCAUCGGCUGUAGUAUUUUCUCACACUCUCUCCGUAAAUCUUGACAACCAUAACUUCUUACUAUGGCAUCCUCAAAUCUUGGCUGCAAUCUGUGGUCACGAUCUUCACGAUUACAUCGACAAAGAUUUUGAUCCGCCUCCUCAGUUCGUGGAUGAAUCUGACAGAGCGUUGAAGAAGAUAAACCCUAAGUACAAGGAAUGGCUGAAACAAGAACAAUUACUGUAUUCUUGGUUACUUUCUUCUAUGCUGAAGGAAUACUUACAAGAAUCAUUGGAGCAAAGACUUUGGUUGAAGUCUGGAAUAUGCUUGAUGAGUAUUUUGUUGCACAGACAGUGGCGAAGGCGGAUCAAUUCAAGUCGCAGCUCAGAAACAUCAAGAAAGGAUCUCUCUCGCUGAAUAAGUAUUUGUUGAAGAAUAAAUUUCUGGUGGAUCAGUUGCGAUCAAUAGGGGAAAUGGUAUCGGCAAAGGAGCAUAUUGCGGCUAUUUUCAAUGGAUUAAAUCUGGAGUACGAUACAUUCAUCAUCUCUGUCAAUUCCAGAUCUCAAACCAUACACUGUGGCUGAGAUGGAAUCUCUGUUGUUGGCUUAAGAGAGCAGAAUCGAGAAGCAAUCACAGGAGCUGGACUCGCAAUUGCCUCAAGCACAUUUUGCCCAAGCCCAAAAACGAGGUCAGUGCUCCAAUCCAAGGUCAAAAUCAAAUUUCCCUAAAUUUUCUUCUUCCAAUUUCAGUGUAGCACCUGCUGGUCAUGGUUCUUCAUGGAAUCCCUAUGCUACCCCACCUAGAACUAUUGGAUCUACUUCAAAUCAGGCAACUAGAGGCGGCAGUCGAGGGGGUUUCUCAUCUCAAAAAGUUGGCACCAGACCAAUCUGUCAAUUGUGUUCCAGACCAGGUCAUCUUGCCUCAAAGUGCUAUCAACGUUUAAAUCAGUCGUUUCCAGGGUUUGGUGCAUUUCCUCUAGACACAUCUACUCAAGCUAUGACUGCAAUGGUGGCGACAACAGACUCAGUCAAUGAUCCGCCCUGGUAUUCGGACUCUGGAGCUACACAUCACUGCACAACCAAUGACCAUAAUUUAACAUCCAAAGUUUCUUACAAUGGAUCCGAACAACUUCAUGUUGGGGACGGCACAGGUCUGACCAUUUCUAACAUUGGUGGAAGCGAUUCAAAGAGUGAGAGCGCCUUCGAGAAUGGCGGGGAUGAGUUCAAUGUUCCAAUACUAAAGAAUCAUUGUCAAAAUUGCUUACAAUCAAUUGAAUCCAUGAAGAAAUCUGAAAAUAUUCGUGGCGAAAUCAUCCAAUUGGCGAAACAAGUCCUAGAAAUGUAUAAUGUUGCAGCAAAUGAGAUGGCUACCUUGACAGUUGUUGUUCGGGAGAUGGACAGGAGACAGGACGUACUCGUGCAUAUUGUAGAGGCUGCCAGUAAUACACUAGAAAAGUGAUACCUUUUAGUAAGGUACUUUUAGUUAUGUUCAUUCACUUAGAUGUGUUUCUACUUUCUUAUUUAGCUUUGCAGACCUAAUAUGUUAUGUUUGUAAUUUUAUUUAACAUUAUUAUUAUGGAUAAAUUGUUUUGAUGUUUUAUAUUUAUAAUCUUGUGUGAAUGCGUAAUAUUUUUAAUUA